Molecule: messenger RNA, 1761 nt
Organism: Helianthus annuus (common sunflower)
Lineage: Eukaryota; Viridiplantae; Streptophyta; Magnoliopsida; Asterales; Asteraceae
Product: protein ESKIMO 1
Exons: 5
Coding region: 149-1525 (458 amino acids)
Cellular component (GO): Golgi apparatus
Molecular function (GO): O-acetyltransferase activity
Source: RefSeq, a predicted model, not a curated record
ACACAUUCUUGAAGAAGAAGACGACUUUUCAUCCACCAUAGAAAGCAGUUACUUACGACAGUCCCAUUUCACCAAAUCUACCCUUAAACAAUGUCUCUAUAUCACCACCUCUUCUGUAUCUAUCUCUCACAACUCUCCUCUCUAUCUCAUGCAUCCCCUUCGCCGAAAAGUCUCAUCCUACACCGCAGCCAUGAAGCAGCGAAAGAACAACAACUUAUCUGUCUUCGUAGUUGUCUUCUCGGUUUUUCUUUUCGGCUUUUUCAUGUACAACGAGGACGUCAAGUCCAUCGCUGAGUUCCCAUUCUCCAGACCAAAAACCGACCACCCUCUUGAUUCUGAGGGGGUGGUUGAGAUUAAUUCAAGGACAACUAUUGUUGUCGAGUCGAAAACAGAUGAGGAUCAAGUGAUUGAGCUGCCUGUUGUUCCUGCUGAUGAGGAAGUUGAGGACGAUGAGGAGAUCGUAUUUCCACCCGAAGAAUGCAACUUGUAUGAUGGAAGAUGGGUUUAUGAUGAUGCGACACACCCGUUGUAUAAAGAAGAUCAAUGCGAGUUUCUUACGGCUCAAGUCACUUGUAUGAGAAAUGGGAGGAAGGAUUCUAUGUAUCAGAAUUGGAGGUGGCAGCCUAAGGAUUGUAACUUACCUAAGUUUAAGGCGAAAUUGUUGCUGGAGAAACUGAGGAACAAGAGACUUAUGUUUGUUGGCGAUUCGUUGAACCGAAAUCAAUGGGAAUCGAUGGUGUGUUUGGCCCAAUCGAUUAUUCCUCCAGGAAGAAAGAGCUUGAACAAAACCGGCUCGCUUUCUAUUUUUAGAAUUGAGGAUUAUAAUGCCACGGUGGAAUUUUAUUGGGCCCCGUUUUUGGUAGAGUCAAAUUCAGAUGAUCCAACAAUGCAUAGCAUAUUGAACCGAAUCAUAAUGCCUGGAUCCAUUAAAAAGCACGGUAAAAAUUGGAAAAAUGUUGACUAUUUGGUCUUCAACACCUACAUUUGGUGGAUGAACACCUUCACCAUGAAAGUCUUGAGGGGAUCAUUUGAUAAAGGAGAUACAGAAUAUGAUGAGGUUGAAAGGCCCGUGGCGUACACGAGAGUUUUGAAGACAUGGGCGAAAUGGGUCGAUAAAAAUAUAGACCCGAAUCGGACAACAAUUUUUUUCAGCAGCAUGUCUCCUCUACAUAUCAAGAGUUUAGAUUGGAACAAUCCGGAUGGCAUAAAAUGUGCAAAGGAGACUAAUCCAAUUCUUAACAUGUCCAUGCCGUUUAGCGUUGGUACCGAUUGGCGACUCUUUACGGCUGCAACCGAUGUCUUACAAUCAAUGAAGCUUCCGGUCCACUUUCUCAACAUAACUUCACUUUCAGAAUACCGUAAAGAUGCACAUACUUCUGUAUACACCAUUCGCCAAGGUAAGAUGUUGACUAAAGAGCAACAGGCGGACCCCAACACUUACGCGGAUUGUAUACAUUGGUGUCUUCCUGGAUUACCCGACACAUGGAACGAGUUUCUUUAUACACGAAUCAUUUCCCGCUCUUGAUCGGUGCAAGCCAACUCUUUCCUUCACAUAGCGUUAAAAAAAUUGGAAAUUUCUUUCACAUACCUUGUAUCUAGGGACAGGCCAAUUUUAAAUUCUUGUAUCUUAUUUUAAAAUUUUUGUUUUAGACGUUUGAUCACAAAAUCAAAUUAAAAAAUGUCCCAAAUGUACAAUGAAGUGUUGAAAGACGGAAUAAAUGAAUGCACAAAUUGUAAGUAGUAUGUGUCAUUUCAAUUUAA